CUCGGCGCGGACAAAAUGUCGGCGGUCGGCGCGGCCCGGCGGGGCGGGGACCUGCCCGGGGUGCAGAGAGCGGCCGGCAGCCCCCAGGCGCUGGCGGGGCCCGGCGCGCUGAGCGGAGCAUGGCUGGCCAAGGAAGAGCAGUACAAGUAAGGAGGCCCUGCCCCGCCGGGACCAGCGCACAGCCGGUCCCCUGUGCCCGGGGGCCGCGGCCCAGUCCCCGCAGAGGGCGGAUGGCACUGCCCGGGGCCGCGGGAGAGCGCCCACGCCCCUGGACACCGCUGCCUCAGGCAGGCUCUAGGCCCGGACAUGAGGCGACUGAAUGCAGAAUUAGAAGCCAAAACAGAAAAACUGGUGCGUCAGGCUGAAGAACUAAUGAAAGGCCAACAGAAGAUACUAUCUCAGCCAGUUUCAGUGCAGAGUAAGUCACCUGAAGAUGACAGACAGAGAGAUCCACUCUGUCCCGAAGUUUCAUCUCUUACGCACUCACUUGCAAAGGUAGAAAACAAGAAGAAAUUUCCUUCUGUGCCUACAGCUCAGAACAGACCAUACUCUGCAAGUAAGGGAAAAAGAACUACUUCAAGUUCAAAAAUAAGAAAUGUGGAAGUACAAAGUGCUGAUGGUGUUGCAGUACUGGAAGAUUGCAUAGGUUUUUCUUUAACAAAAACAAUUAGCAAAGUUGAAGAAAGACUAAAGAAAGGAGUCUUACCAGACUGUCAAGAUGAUGAUAUUUUUCCAAAGGUUGGAAAUGAAAUGGGAGCAGAAGCUCAAAUCAGAUUGCUUAAGGCAAAGUUACGUGUGAUGCAGGAAGACCUGGCAAAUAUAGUGUUUGAAUGCAGGAAAAAGGAUGAUGAAAAUCAGAAUUUAGGAACUCGGCUUAAAGAUACCGAAGAAGAAAACUCAAGACUGCAACGAACAAUCAGCCUGCAGAAGUCUCAGAUUGAGAAGUACAAAAUGUUGUCACAAGAAGCAAACAAAAAAACUGAAGGGUUACAACAAGAGGUCACUGCACUAGAAAAGGAAUUGGAGAGUCUAAAGCGUGCCCAAAAGCAGGCUGCAGCCACCCAGAGUGCAACAGAGGUUCGUUUAAACAGGGCCUUGGAAGAAGUGGAGAAGUAUAAAGGGGAGCUGAAUAAACUGAAGCAAAGCAACAAGGAUGUAGCUAAUCAAGAACUCAAAAUGAUUGAAGAGUUAAAAACAGAAAACAAGAAACUGCAGAAACAAAAAGGAGAGCUAAUUACAGGUUUUAAAAAGCAGUUAAAGUUAAUUGAUAUUUUGAAGAGACAAAAGAUGCACAUUGAAGCUGCCAAGAUGCUUUCUUUUACCGAAGAGGAAUUCAUGAAAGCUCUUGAGUGGGGAAGUUAUUGAUCCCAUUAAAUAACUUCUGUUUGAAAGAUGAGUCAGAUGUAUGAAUGGUACAUUUUUUU
Messenger RNA from Motacilla alba alba, 1424 nucleotides. It is a transcript of the gene TEX9, whose product is annotated as testis expressed 9. NCBI's taxonomy places the organism in Eukaryota, Metazoa, Chordata, Aves, Passeriformes, Motacillidae. The record is from RefSeq and is a predicted model, not a curated record. The transcript has 12 exons. Bases 307 to 1365 code for a protein of 352 amino acids.